This is a messenger RNA of Malassezia sympodialis ATCC 42132, 1263 nucleotides long. It is a transcript of the gene THP3, whose product is annotated as Thp3p. NCBI's taxonomy places the organism in Eukaryota, Fungi, Basidiomycota, Malasseziomycetes, Malasseziales, Malasseziaceae. The record is from RefSeq and is a predicted model, not a curated record. Gene Ontology annotation, cellular component: nucleus.
AUGGCCCACCGCAGCGGCGACUGGCCGCCCGCGCUACGCGAGCUGGCCAGCCAUGCCUUUGGCGCAUGCACCGACGCGAAUCGCGCGGCGGUGAGCAACGAGCUCAAGGCUCUCAUCUUCCAGGCCGUGCAGGACGGCUCCCUGCACACCAAGGACUGGCGCCGCGUGCGCCUGGCGAGCCUCGAGCCCAAGGGCAAGCGCCGCGCGCACGACCGGCAGACCGUCUCGUCUCCGCUGGGCAACGUGCGCGAGGAAGCGGCGCGCCGCGAGAAGCGCCAGCGGCGCUUCGAGGCCGAGCAGGCCGCGUUCGAGCGCGAGCAGGCGGCGGACAUGCACUCGGCGCUCGCGUCGACCAGCUUGGCCGGGCGCCUGCUCGGCCCCGCGGCGCCGACGCCGCCGCGCUCGCGCGGCGCGACGCCCGACCCCAACGUCGUCGACUGGGACGAGUACACGGUCGUGGGCACGUCGACGAAGCUCGAGAAGCCGUACCUGCGCCUCACAUCCGCGCCGGACCCCAAGACGGUGCGCCCGCUCGCGACGCUGCGCGAGACGCUCGCGCUGCUCAAGCGCAGGUGGGCGCAGGACGGGAACUACGCGUACAUCUGCGACCAGUUCAAGAGCAUGCGGCAGGACCUGACCGUCCAGCGCAUCAAGAACGAGUUCACCGUGCAGGUCUACGAGACGCACGCGCGCAUCGCCCUCGACCGCGGCGACCUCGGCGAGUACAACCAGUGCCAGUCGCAGCUGCGCUCGCUCUACGCCCUCGGCCUCCCCGGCGCGGUGCACGAGUUCCUCGCGUACCGCAUCCUGUACCUGCUGCACACGCGGCACCAGCGCGACGUACACGCACUCAUGGCCGAAAUGUCGCAGGACGACAAGGCGGCACCGGCCGUGCGCCAUGCCCUGCAGGUGCGCGCGGCCUUGCGCGCCGGGAACUACGCGGCGUUCUUCCAGCUGUACCACGCCGCGCCCAACAUGAACGCGCGCGUCAUGGACCACUUUGUCGAUCGCGAGCGCGUGCACGCCCUUCUGAUCCUCGCACGCACGAUGCGCCCGUCGUGCGCGCUCGCCUUCGUCGCCAGGCAGCUCGGCUGGGACACGGCCACGGGCGCCCACGACUUUCUCCAGUCGAUGGGCGCCGCGGUCUACGUAGGCUCCGCCCCCCUCGACGAGGCCCAGUGGGACACCAAGAACGCCCAGGAGGCGCUCACGCACGCCGCCGACAGGUUCCGCAAGGUCGACAUCAAGGGCCAGCUCUCGUAG